Messenger RNA from Linnemannia hyalina, 1800 nucleotides. The record is from the annotation of a GenBank genome assembly. NCBI's taxonomy places the organism in Eukaryota, Fungi, Mortierellomycota, Mortierellomycetes, Mortierellales, Mortierellaceae.
AUGUCUGACUUGACAAGAAUCGCCAUCGUCAACACAGACAAGUGCAAGCCAAAGAAGUGCAGACAGGAGUGCAAGAAGUCUUGCCCCGUCGUCAAGAUGGGCAAGAUGUGUAUUGAGGUCUCGCCUGCGUCCAAGAUCGCCUUCAUCUCGGAGGACCUCUGCAUCGGUUGUGGUAUUUGUGUGAAGCGUUGCCCCUUUGGCGCCAUCCACAUUAUCAACUUGCCCACCAACUUGGAGAAGGAGGUCACCCACCGUUACUCUGCCAACUCGUUCAAGUUGCAUCGUCUCCCUGUGCCUAGACCUGGCCAGGUUCUCGGUUUGGUCGGAACCAACGGUAUCGGAAAGUCGACCGCCCUCAAGAUUCUUGCAGGAAAGCUCAAGCCCAACUUGGGCCGCUUCGACAAUGCUCCCGACUGGCAGGAUAUCUUGAAGCACUUCCGUGGAUCAGAGCUUCAGAACUACUUCACAAAGAUCUUGGAGGACAACCUGUUGGCCAUCAUCAAGCCCCAGUAUGUCGAUCACAUCCCCAAGGCUGUCGCCGGAAAGGUCGGCGAGCUCUUGGAGGCCAAGCAGGAGCUCGACAACCGCCAGUUGAUGAUUGACAACCUUGACUUGAAGGAGAUUCUUCAGCGUGAGGUUGGUCAGUUGUCCGGAGGAGAGUUGCAGCGUUUCGCCAUCUCCAUGGUCUGUAUCCGCAAGGCCGAUAUUUACAUGUUCGAUGAGCCUUCGUCGUAUCUCGAUGUCAAGCAGCGUUUGAACGCUGCCAAGACCAUCCGUUCGUUGCUCAAGCCCACCUGCUUCGUCAUUGUCGUCGAGCACGAUUUGUCCGUUCUGGAUUACCUGUCCGACUUCAUUUGCGUUCUCUACGGUGUACCCUCGGUCUAUGGUGUCGUCACUCUUCCCUUCUCGGUCCGUGAAGGUAUCAACAUUUUCUUGGACGGAAAGGUCCCCACCGAGAACUUGCGUUUCCGUGAGGAAUCUUUGACUUUCCGUCUUGCCGAGACUGCCGAUGAGGUUCAGGAUAUGCCAAACCACCGCCGUUACAAGUACCCCAAGAUGUCCAAGACCAUGGGAGACUUCAAGUUGAACGUCGAGCCCGGUCAAUUCACCGAUUCCGAGAUCAUUGUCAUGUUGGGAGAGAACGGAACAGGAAAGACCACCUUUAUUCGUCUUUUGGCCGGUAUCUUGAAGCCCGAUGGCGACCAGUACGUCCCCGAGCUCAACGUCUCCUACAAGCCCCAGAAGAUUGCCCCCAAGUUCCCGGGUACCGUCCGUAUGUUGUUCUUGAAGAAGAUCAAGGCUGCUUUCAUGCACCCUCAGUUCAACACCGACGUUCUCAAGCCUCUUCAGACCGAGCCCAUUAUCGAUCAGGAGGUCGGCAACUUGUCUGGAGGAGAAUUGCAGCGUGUCGCCAUUUGCUUGGCCCUUGGUGCCCCCGCCGAUAUCUACCUUAUCGAUGAGCCCUCUGCUUACUUGGAUUCCGAGCAGCGUAUUAUUGCCGCCAAGGUCAUCAAGCGUUUCAUCCUCCACGCCAAGAAGACCGCCUUCAUCGUCGAGCACGAUUUUAUUAUGGCUACCUACUUGGCCGAUCGUGUCGUAGUCUAUGACGGUCAGCCCUCCGUCGAGGCCACUGCUGGUUCUCCCCAGAGCUUGUUGACCGGUAUGAACAAGUUCUUGUCGUCGCUCGAGAUUACCUUCCGUCGUGAUCCUACUAACUUCCGUCCAAGAAUCAACAAGAUGGACUCUGUGAAGGAUAAGGAGCAGAAGUCAACCGGAAACUACUUCUUCUUGGAGGAUUAG